This is a messenger RNA of Kwoniella botswanensis, 2844 nucleotides long. RefSeq lists its product as uncharacterized. The record is from RefSeq and is a predicted model, not a curated record. NCBI's taxonomy places the organism in Eukaryota, Fungi, Basidiomycota, Tremellomycetes, Tremellales, Cryptococcaceae. The transcript has 10 exons. Bases 1 to 2844 code for a protein of 947 amino acids.
AUGACCACAUCAUCCUCUCCUGUCCCCUCUUCUCCUGUCAGUAUCACCCGCUCGACCAGCUUGUCUGCCCGAAAGACGUAUUCUCGAAAAGCAUCGAUCAUAAGGGAGAAAAGAAAGGCCGAAGCUCUAGGGGAGGAUACGGACGAUAGUGAUGAGGAGAUCACAUAUGGGUCUGCUUCUACUAGCACCAAAGGGAAGGCAGUGAUCAAGGAUGGAUCGCCCAUAUCCAAAAAGGUCAAGGAAGCAAUAUCGCUGGUGGACACACAUAGUGAUAACUCACCUCAAAGUCGAAUCUCGAGGUCUUCUGGCGAUAGGAAACUCACGUCAGCUCGUAGUCUACCUUCAUCCCCUUCGGGAAGUAGGACACCCUCACCUUCGCCACCACCAAUCAAGAAAUCCAGAUCUACCAAUAUCAUUCCCACUUCUACCACGCCAAGCACUAUAUCGAAAUCGAAAGCACAACCAAAACGUUCAGCUCCCAUAGUCGACGUCCAUCCACCUUCAUCUUCUCCACCUCUACCACCCGACGCUAGAGCACCUUCCACCCCGCCCCGAAAACUCAGAUCACUCUCUCGAACCAAUACACCUCAAGGAUCACCAUCGGCAUACGAAGAUCUGUUUUCGGCUGUUUCACCAAGGAAAGGUUAUUUCGAGUCACCUGGUAAAUUCACUUCGCCCGGUACGCUUGAUGUCUCCAAUCGACCAAAGUUGGGCAGACCAGGGGGGAUGAGGAGAAUGUUGACGAAGAGUCAGAGUAUGACUUCAGUGCCGAUUAGUCCGUCCAAAGGCAACAAAGAAGAACAAGGUGUUGAUGAGGACGAUAAGAGUUCUUUCGGAGGAUCAAUGACCCAUUCACCUGCUCAGCAAACUCAACAGGCUCCUACAACACCUUCAAAAUCACUUUUACGUACUCAAUCCAUGCCUGAAUCACCCUCACGUUCAUCACCACGAGGUACAGAUCAAGCAAGCUCAGCGACAAUCCCUGCGCAAGUGGCAAGUGGUAGUGGUGGUGGAUCGGGAGGAAGAGCCAAAAGGACGUAUGGCGGUAAACGAUCGAUGUUAGCUGAAGUAUCUCAAGUAAAUCUCGACAUAGCGAAUGUAUCAAGGGAAGAGCUGGGUGUAGAAGAGACAGCUCCUGAAGCUAGUUAUGCAGAGUUGAGGAAAAAGUACGAAACUGAUAAUAAUGAGACGCAGAAUGGUUCUGGUAAUCUCAUGGCCGAGCUACUAUUGGCAAGAGCACCGCAAGCUGUAUCAGAUAUGAGAUCGAAAGGGGAGAACAGAAGAUUCAUGGAUGAACUAUCUUGUUUGAUAGAGGGAAUCACCGAUCCAAGUAUGGGAAUGUCAUUCAAGAGAACUAGUGCCAUCGAUAUUCUGGACAAUAUGCAGGACGAGAGCUGGUUGGCCAAGAUGAACAUAUGCGGUCAAGUGGAGAAAGUUUGGGAGAGUUUUAUGGAAGCUAGAGGGGAAGAACCUGAUUUGGCUAUGGAAACUAUCUGUAUGCUAAUGCUAGAGACUCUGCAACAAUCAAAUUCUGGGAUCGAACAUAUAUUAUUGAAUGAUGUCGAGAAGGUAUUGGAUUUACUGUUGAGAAAUCUUAAGACCAGGGAAGGACCGCUUGAUGGGAAUGUCAAAGGGAAAGCCAACGGCUCGACACAGAAAAUUCGACGCAUUUUCGCCUCGAUGCGAUCGGCAUCCUCAUCAGUUACCCCAAGCACACGACUGCUCGCUUCUACCGUACUUGGCAAUAUCUAUCAAUCGAGUUUACUGAAGGAUCUGAGUCCGGCUGUCAAUGGUGCUCAUAUAUUUGAGAAGGUGACAAAGAGUUUGAGAUCUGAAGUCAAAAUACUUGGUGUAAGAUUUGAUCUCAACGAGAAAGGCCUGGAUCUUCUACCGUCGGAUAGCCCACCUGAUUUCGAUCAUGUUUAUGCGCUACUCCAGAUCAUCGCUCAUACCUUGAGUAACGCCGAUGACCGUCCGCAUGAGCUGCAACAAAGACAUAAAGACCUUAUCGAGGAUCUCAUAAUCAUCAUCAUUGCAUGCAGUAGUCUGGUCUUGAAUGAAGAAGGUGUCUCGGUCAAUACUUCACGCUGCGUACUCCAAUCUCUUCAACUGCUUCUCAUAGUCACCGAUGCGUCCCCCGAAUGGGCCCCGCAGAUCAUACAAGUACAAGGCGGCGUAACGAGUUUGGCACGAAUGAUACUCCAACGUGGUCAUUUCAUUCCUGGAGCUCGCCCGUCCGAUAAUGACAACGAGGAACAAAGUCAACUAACUGAAAUGGAUGUCGACAUGGAAACGCAGGGUGUCUCGACAUCUGGUCUCCUGGAGGAUUCCCUACUUACUGUUCUGGCGGUGUUGAUCCAAUGUAUCCGGUCGGGUGACGAGACUAUCAAAGUGAUUGCGAGUACAAAGAUCGACUCGAGCUGUACAGGGAAAUAUGGAUGUUUACGAAAAUGCCAUUGUCUCGAUACACUGUCUCUGACUCAUCAUCUUUCUAAUCUGUACUUUGAGUAUUCCCAUAUUGACAGAAGUAUAUUCGCCAAAGCUAUCGCCGGAUACUUGGCAUUGGUAAUCACUAAAUUCAUAUCAUCUCUCGACGAGGUACAGGAACUGGAUAUCAAAUCAUUACCUGGAGGGUCGAGACGGGAGAAACUGGAGGGAUUGAGAGCUUCAUUGAGAGGACUGAAAUAUGAAUUACACCAGAACCUCAAACGAUUAUUGAUGUCUAACAGUGCGACAACGCAGAAUGAAGAGCAAUUAAAUGAUGAGGAUGAGGAUGAAGGUGAGAUGCAAGAUAUUCGUAGGGCAUUGGACGAUCUGGAAGGGAUGAUUAGAGAAUUGAUUUGA